Messenger RNA from Cyprinodon tularosa, 2445 nucleotides. RefSeq names its product cyclic AMP-responsive element-binding protein 3-like protein 3-A. Gene Ontology annotation, cellular component: nucleus. Gene Ontology annotation, biological process: regulation of transcription by RNA polymerase II. The coding region runs from base 151 to 1329 and encodes 392 amino acids. The transcript has 10 exons. The record is from RefSeq and is a predicted model, not a curated record. NCBI's taxonomy places the organism in Eukaryota, Metazoa, Chordata, Actinopteri, Cyprinodontiformes, Cyprinodontidae. Gene Ontology annotation, molecular function: DNA-binding transcription factor activity, RNA polymerase II-specific; RNA polymerase II cis-regulatory region sequence-specific DNA binding.
UCUGCGACGCACCAUUUCAACUUUGUCCCCUCAGACAGACUCCAAAAGUUCUACUACACACUCAAGCGUAUUGAUCUGAUUGUCUGUUGCAUUUUCUCUCCUGUCGGAGAGUUUCAUUGAAAUUUCAUCAGCUGCUCUCUUCUCUGGAUAAUGACACUGACACCAGACAUGGAGUGCAAAGGAAUGCACAACUUCAACCUGCUCACCAGCAUAGAGGAAUCAACUGGCUACUAUCCAUGGACACCUAAUGAAUCUCCAAGCCCUCCGGGCAGUGGUGCUGAUGACUUCCUAGACACUCUUCUGCAUGACUCCUCGGUGCCAGCCUCCCCCCUGUGGUCUCCAUGCACCACAGACAAUGGUGUUAACGAGGACCCCCUGGUAGAACUUACGGAAAGCCCCCAUCCAAUCUCCUGCACACUGUUCCCUACCCUUGACACACAGGUUUUUCCUCAGCCCACCAACCUGGAGAAUCCACCUGCUGCAAAAGAGAAGGUGCCUGAUUUGUCAAUGGAUUUCGGUUGGGAGUCGGAGGGCAGUCAUGAAGAGUUUGGUAUUACAUACUACCUUUCCGACAGCCAAGCCCCACUGCUGCAAUCAACCUGCACGCUCACAGUAAAAGACCUGCUUUUAUCCAACCUGGGACAGAACGCGCAGCGAAUCGCUCAGCAUUCCUUGCAGGAGCUUGUGCUUAAUGAGGAUGAGAAGAAGCUUCUAGUUAAAGAGGGCAUAAAUUUGCCCUGCAAACUACCCCUAUCCAAGUUUGAGGAGAGGAUUUUGAAGAAGAUCCAGCGGAAAAUCCGCAACAAACGUUCGGCUCAAGAAAGCAGAAAAAAGAAGAGAGAAUAUGUUGACAGUCUGGAAGGGAGGAUGGCUGCGUGUAGUUCCCAAAACAUCGAACUUCAGAGAAAAAUCCAGAAGUUGGAAGAGACAAAUAAUGCACUGCUGGAGCAGCUAAGCCAGCUACAGGCUCUCUUGCCUAAUAGCUCCUGCAAAACAACAAAUAGAGGAACCUGCAUCCUGGUUUUGCUCCUCUCCUUCUCUCUGCUCCUUUCCCCAAACAUUCUGCCAGACCCUUACAGCCAAUGCAGCCAUGCAGAACAUACAGAAAACACAGUGUCGUCGCCCUCCCUGCAGUCGAGGGAUGUGGGAGAUGUCCAUUCUCAACCUCUUCCACUUCCCUCCGUCUCCUGGGGCUUAGAGGACCUGCGAAGCCUGAAGAUGAAGCUUUGGUCCUGGAUGGACCUCCCACCCGUACACCUCCAGUCUCCUCAUCAACAGGGACACAAGACCGGAGAUGAUUACGGCUCUCGGCGGAGCAGAAACAUGUAGCAACAGGAGUGCUGACUUGCUUGCAAGUGCAGCAGAGUGUUCCUUUAGUUGCUUUUUUUCAGCAUCUGUAUCUGUCUGUAAGGUGGUGCUGCUUCAGUGCACAAACAAAUGCUUCUAACCGGGAUUUUUUUCAUUAAAUUAUAGUGAGUGAAAAGCUCAUCCACAGUGGUGUAAAAAAAGAAAAUAUCUUCAAGGUCCCUGUUUAUGUAAACAAGUAUUAACCGAGGAUGAUCAGUAGCUGUUUCACUCCUUUAUUUUAUUAUGCACUUUAAAUACAUUUUGUAAAAUAAGUUGGGAAUAACUUUAACGUGGUCUGUAACAUUUCAGUGAAAUGAUAAUAAAUGCAGAGAAGAUAAAUCGGUUUUUUUUUUUUUUUGUUAAUGUGUAUAUUUUUGUCUAAAAUAAUUCAUGUUCAGUAAAAAGUAAAAUGUAUUAAAUAAGACAAACAGCAUUGGAAUAAAGUGAAAAGGAUCUAAGAAAAUAGGAACCCUAUAAUGAUGGUGAUGAUAUUUUCCCAGGUGCCGGUAGGACAACUGGAAAAAAAUGGGAUGAGUGUCAACAUAUUUGUGUACAUGUUUGUGUGAUAAUCUAGGACAGAGCAUUCAGGUCCUUAGCUACCGAUGCAAACACCCUGGAAUGCAUCAAACAGAAACCAUUAACUUAUAUGAUUUUAAGCAGAAUUUUAGGUGACAGACCAAUAUAAAUGGUUCAUAGCGACUGUAGUGACAAUCGCAUCUCUUCCACCUGUUCAUAUUUAGACACAAAUUAUUUUGUUUGUACUCUCCUCACCUGCUAGAUUUAGCUCAAGAUUUUUACUUGACUUUUCCAACAAACAAAAAGGUUCUAAGCUAACUUAUUCCCUUAUAUCGAUGAUUUUAUUUUCAAGGUUCUCCUGUAGUGUGAACCUUCUAGUUUGAACUAUUUUUUGGUGCCUCUAGCAGGUUUUCUCAAACCAUCACCCUGUAUUUAGCUCUAGCCAUCUUUUCCCGGCUGCGGAUAAAGCAUCCCCACAGCAUGACACUAUUACCACCAUGUUUUACUGUAGAGAUUUGGGUUCCUUAGGUUGAUGUGAAGUGUUUUCUAUUAAACAUGGCAUUUGCAUAUUGUCUUAUCUGA